UAGAGCGCAGGUAAUAUUGGUCUUGAAAUGGUUCUCCAUGUACUUUUUGUUUAUUUCGUUUUUCUGACAGAAGCUAGAGGAUUCUGCGGAGCGUGCAGCUGCGGCGUUUUAAAUUUUAAAAGUGUGGAAGCUUAACGGGCGACUGAAACCAUGCUUUUUCAUAAUUUUUUCCCUUGUUUGUGUUACAUAAGAUGCACUUGCAGUUAAUGGAAUGAAGGUGACACUAAGCAGCAUGUGGGAUCGAAUGCGAUCCAGUGCACAACGAAUUUUCGGGAACCACGAAACUUUGCAAGAAGAAAACAGCGUCUCUGGGGAAGACAGAGAUCACGCCAACGACCAGUCGCAUUCUAGAACCGUGUCCACUGACUACACUGAAUUGAUGGGUGGCAGUGUACCAUGCCCGUCUUGCAAAGGCACGGGUCGAAUCCCCAAAGAAAUGGAAGAGACUUUAGUUGCUUUGAUUCCUUUGAAUGACGAUCGUUUGAAGCCGAAACGAACAUGGUUUUGGGUUCUAAUAGGAAUUGGGAUGUGCACUUUGCUAGCAUCUGGAGCAAUCUUCAUGCUUGUUCCACGUGCCGUCGACUUACACAGCAAUCGGCCUGCCAUUAACAUUAUCCACGUUACUGAACAUAAACCGUCGCCACCAACAAUUAAAUUCCAUUUUAUGAAUUAUGUAAAUAUCUCAAAUUCCAACUACUACGUUAUACAAGUUGUGAAUACUUCUGCGAUUAUCAUCUCUAAGUUCCAACCAUGGUCAAGUGACGUCAUAGGCUCUGGACUGAACGCAAGCACUGUAUCAGUAGCACCGCUGAGCAGUAAUAAUAAUCAGCUGAUGUUCAACAACUCUGUAACUCUUACAGAUGUAGUGGCUGAGUACUGCCAAGCGCCGUUCUCCCGCCUCACAUCACUUUACGUUAACAUGCAGUUUGACAUUAACGUAGCUCUCGUUUACUUCAACCAUCGCGAGCAGGUGUCUCUAACAACGACUCAGCAGGUUUGCUGCGUUCCUUCCGGUAACUGCACAUCCAGUUGAGAAAAUAGAUGUUAAUUUGUACUUUCUACAUUUGUGAACCACACUGCUUUGUCUUACUGAAUAAUCUUUUAUCAGAAUGUCUCUCUUGUUUAUCCGAUGCCAUCACCAUCCAUCGCUGCUUAUUACGAAAAAUUGUGAUGUCCGUAAUAUUUCCAUUUAUUUGGGUUCUCAUGAUGAUUGUCACUUUGUUUUAUGUUAACAUUGCUGUUUUAUGUCGAUUUUCCCGGUUACUUUCAACACCAGCAAUAGCAACGUAACAAUUUGCUACUCACUGGUAUAUGACCGCUGUGCUAUGGGUUCAAACUGCUGCUUAUUAUCCUAGUUUUGCAUGAUCUAUGUGUCCGUCCAGUCAUUA
Messenger RNA from Cylicocyclus nassatus, 1388 nucleotides. Lineage: Eukaryota; Metazoa; Nematoda; Chromadorea; Rhabditida; Strongylidae. The record is from the annotation of a GenBank genome assembly.